Molecule: messenger RNA, 1152 nt
Organism: Drepanopeziza brunnea f. sp. 'multigermtubi' MB_m1
Lineage: Eukaryota; Fungi; Ascomycota; Leotiomycetes; Helotiales; Drepanopezizaceae
Source: RefSeq, a predicted model, not a curated record
AUGUAUCAAAUAUUCAUAAUUGCAGGCUUCGUUGCAGUUGCAGCUGCCUCUCCUGCUGCCCAAGCUAUCGACUUUUCCUUGGUCAACUCUGCUCUUUCGCCUACUUUCACCAGUUCUCCCUGGGGUGCAAACAAGCAGAGUUACCCCCACAACACCGCUUCUUCUUCCUCCGUUGAAGUGCCUACGACUACACCCCAGCCUACCGCUACGACUUAUCGCCGGUCAUCUGGGACCAGCACUACUUCUUCGGAUACCUCUUGUCCAACACAGCCAGAAGCUGGUACUUACUGCGGCUUUAUCAACCCCAACGAUGCAUGUGCACCUCAGCCAGACGGAUACGGCCCACAUGUCGAGCCAGACACUGUUGCGGCUUUCCGAGCCUACCCUGAGUUCUCGCAACAAGCUCUGGCUGCUGCAGCCCCUGGCUACACCUCUACUUUCAAGAACUUGAAUGCAUCCUUUUCCGCCAAAACUUACCUUGGUCUGACAACUUUCACCUCCUAUGACGCCCCUCUUUGCGCCGAGUACUGCAACAAGAAGGACUUGUGUACUGGUUUCAACAUCUACGUUGAGCGCGACCCAUCCCAAAAGCCUGCAGAGAACUGCACUCAGCCAGCGUCCAUCACCAACUACAAGUGCACCCUCUGGGGAUCCGGUGUCAGCGCCGAGUCUGCUACCAACUAUGGGGGCUACCGUCGAAAUUUCCAGAUCGCCAUUGCUGGCAGUGAUGGUUUCGAGAAGACCAACACCACCAUCCCCGCCACUCCCCCCGGAUGGCACCAACCCAAAAAAUGCGGCGGAGAUGGCUCCAAGGUUCACAACCACCCGGGCGCGUGCAUCGGCACACACUUCUUCCCCGGCGCCUACAAUCCAGCGCUCUGUGCCGCCUACGCCGAUGCCCAGAACGCCCGGCAUGCAAAGUCCUCUUUCGGGCAGAAGCUGGCCUCGUUUUGGACCAGCGGUAAAUACAACCCGCAAAAGUGCAAGUUCUUCAACAGCUACAUGCUCAAGAAGAAUGGCCGUCCCUUGGGCACGUACUGCGGACUGUACUCUAAGCAAUACGACGGCAGCGCUGCUGAUUACUCCCCCGGAUGGCAAGGGAGUACUUUCUGGGGUAUUGAGAGCUCGUGGUCGUUCUCUAUCAAACCUUGA